GCGACUUGCAAACAUGUGCACUGCAGCAACACGAGAUUGAACAUAUGAUUUCAUUUGUGUAUUGCUCAUUCUUGGCAGAGUUUUUCUUAUCUACUUUGAGAGAUUUUUUAAUAAUAAUAGCCCGUGGGGUCGAUAAACUGCCAAUGCUGCUAAAAAAGAAGCACUAUUUAGCUAGAAGCUAAGUGGCUAAUUUAAUCGACCGUUGGAGACAGGGGCUUUAGCUUUGAAAAAUUUGUUAGCGCAGUCAGGCACAUAGACUGCAGAGAUGAAGGCCAAGAAAAAGAAGAGACAGGAUGAUUUCCAGAAGGUGAAGUUAAAGGUGGGAAAGAGAAAGCCCAGAGCUGAUAAUGCCACCAACACCAGCUUUCGCACAAAGGGAAUCGUCCUACCCGAACAGCUGACAAGAGACACGAGUGGCCCCACCACACACAGACGGCUUGGAAUAAAUGACCUCCUGUCUCAGCUCCACCACUACAAUGCCAAUGUGAAACAUAGUGCCUUGCUGGGUUUGAGAGAGUUGCUGUCCCUUAAUCCAUCACUGUUAGAGCAACAUCUGUCUCGUCUGAUCUCUGAAGUGGGAGCUGUUUUCACGGAUAAGGAUGCCAAUGUUCGCGUGGCAUCUACACGCGUGCUCAGGUUCAUUGCACAGUCUGUGCCUGCAGAUCGAGUGGCUCCGUUUUUCCCUCUCCUCAGUGCCCACCUGUCGUGCGCUAUGACCCACAUUGAAACAGGCAUUCAGGAGGAUGCCAUGAAUGUCCUUGAUGUGUUGCUGGAGCACUACCCGGCUCUGCUGGCAUCUCGGCCUGCCAUACUCCUUACUAAUUUCCUAGAGCUGAUCUCUCACAGACAAAACAGUGGCAGUGUCAAAAAGGCCCAUGACGCCAAGGGGCGAACCUGGGCUCUGUCAGUCUGUCCUAACAGGGCUGUGACCAGCCAACAGUGGCGACUCUCUGUACUCCUUAGACUUGGACGUUUUCUGCAGGCAGUAGUUGAAGAAAGACCAUCACAAGCAGGUGACAUUUCUACCCCAAAUGAAGGAGUGUUUGACUCCAGUAGAAAGGGACGGAUUACACCUCUGUAUCUCAACUGGGAAGAGCUCACAUACAGCAAGACUGGAGUUAAAGUGUAUGAGCAUUCUGGAGCCAAACCUUCUCCACGUUCCACCUUUCGGCUCAGACCUGAGGUGGAUACUGGAGCUGGGAUGCAUGAAGGUCUAGACUCAGCAGAGGCUGUUCAGACCUUUGCAGCUACUCUGGUACCUCUUCUUCUGGAAGUGUGGGUUGAGGCCAGUGCUAGUGACAGUCCGUGGAACAACGCUGAGGGCGCUCACCUUCUCACGCCGGAUACCAUGUCAGUAUUGUUCCAGGUGUUGUCAAUUCUGCAGGUGUUGAGAAAACUAGCUCCACAGCAGGAACACCAAGAUGCACUGGAUGCUUGGUUUCACAAAGAGUACUUGGGGGAUUUUGAGCAGCAUUUCAUGAAAAACUUUCCUUAUGGCUCUCAAGACACCCCCAAACACAAAAAGAAGUCUGAUCUCAAAAGGAGUAAACAGACUGCUGCCAUUCCAGCUCCGACUGUGGAACCUCUGGCCUUAAACAUCACACUUUGCCAGGUCAUGGUGUCUCUCAGCCAAAGGCAAGAACUUGGCCACGAGACGGAUGGGGACUGGCUGGCACCACUGAGGACAUUUGUCAGAGACACUCUGGGCAGCGGGGUAAAACUGAGCUACAGGCAGCUGCACAUGUUGCUGGGUACCGUGUGGAAGAUGGUGCUCACGCAUGGGAGCAAAACAGUGACAGAUGAACUGUUGGCUGCAGUCUACGUCUACUAUAAGCAGAAGCACCUGACUCUACAGGCACGAUCUCUGCUGCUGUCUUUCUACAGCAAGCUCUACCUGCAGGAACAAGGACACACACACAUAUCCAGGAGCAAGGUGCUGUGUCGAUGGCUGGCAUCUCUCCCCGUGCAGCUGUCCCAGAUCGGCCACCGCAACCCUGCUCUCUCUGCUCAGCUCAUCCUGUCCAUCCAGGCAGCUGCUUCCCGGGGAAACAAGGAUCUGCUCAACAGUCUGCAGACACAUGCGUGCAAGCUCUAUGAUCCACAGGAAGGAGCUGUGGUGCUGUUACCCUCAGAGACCCAGCAACAAAUGGUACAUCUGCUGUACUUUCUACCCAAGAUGUCUCCGUCUCUCCUGGCCAACCUGAGCUGCUGCUGCACCACUGGGCGGUUCUCUGCUGGCCUUGCUGCCUCUCUGAUUCGCAUCAUACACUUUAGGUCCUCUCUGGGAGGAUGGUCAGUGGGGAACCAGGAAGCCGCUCUGGAGGAUGUGGAGUACAUCAGCUUCCUGUUCUCCACCCUCACAGGCUUCUCGUCCGACAGGCUGACUUCUCUGCAGGAGGUCUGUGACCAGAGAAUCCGGCCUUGCUCCCCUCUGUCACCCCUCAGCCUCUAUCCCACGCCGCUGGAGCAAUUCACACACCACUGGGACAUUGUUGAGGAAGUGUGCCACUGUCUAGAAACCCUAGGUUCAAAGUCUCAGUGCUUUGACAUUCUGCAAAAUGGCAUUAGCAAAUAUCUGACCAGGUUGGGGGUGGUUCCUGACAGUAUGGCAGCAGGGCUGCUCAGAGCGGUGUCCAGAUUAUUGGACCCGUCUGUCCUACCCAUUGAUCCUGUGCUGCGCUUCUUGUCUCAGUGCUGCCUCAGUCUGCUUGCACUGCUCAUCAGCCUUCAACAGGAAGCGCCUGCCGAAACCAAGCAUAAAAGGGAGGCCAUUUGGGGUGCUUGUGUGUCUGCGAUGAGCACUGUUCCUCGCCUGCUGCGUAUGGUUCUGCAGUCGAUGCGCGUUGGAGACCUGAGUGAGGAGGAGCUGCCACAGCUCGGGCAGAUCCUGUCAAUGCUGCUGCAGCACACGCCGCUUCAUAACCAGCUUCUGGCAAAUGCCGCUCUCCUACAGGAGAUCAUACAACAGCUCACGAGGUACUCCAGAGGAGUGACCAGGGAGCAGUGGAUGACCGACCUGCUGUACAGUUACAGCCUCACCGUGGCUCACAGCUCCUCUUCUCACCGUGGAAACCUGGGCCUACGAGACAUGUACUAACCAACACACUCGCCAGACGAGUACCUGGUGUGUUGAUCAGUUCACCUCACAUCUUACUCUCCACUCUGAUGAACAUAACAAACACCCACACAGUUCAAUAGUGCUGAGGACACUUAAAGUGUUAAUGAGUACUCCACAUUCUUGUUUUGAGAAUUUAUCUGGAGAAGACUGUUUCCGGUCUUAAACUGCCCCUUUAUUACUCAGUUCUUAGCAUUGUUACUAUUCCCCACUAUGCCUCACCUGAGUAUUCUUGUUGUUUAAUGUUAUCCAGUGUUUACUGGGAAAGCUGGUGAACUUUUAUUUUAUUUAAAAAAAUGGUGAAAAGAAAAACAAAAUAAAGCUAAAUCAAAGUGCA
Messenger RNA from Betta splendens (Siamese fighting fish), 3452 nucleotides. It is a transcript of the gene tex10, whose product is annotated as testis expressed 10. The transcript is spliced from 16 exons. The record is from RefSeq and is a predicted model, not a curated record. Gene Ontology annotation, cellular component: MLL1 complex; nucleus. Lineage: Eukaryota; Metazoa; Chordata; Actinopteri; Anabantiformes; Osphronemidae. The coding region runs from base 266 to 3097 and encodes 943 amino acids.